Molecule: messenger RNA, 1146 nt
Organism: Aspergillus calidoustus
Lineage: Eukaryota; Fungi; Ascomycota; Eurotiomycetes; Eurotiales; Aspergillaceae
Source: the annotation of a GenBank genome assembly
AUGCGGCUCUUUACCAGAUGUUCCCAAUUGAACUGUCAACGCCAUGGAAUGUUUAUGGCAUCUGUUUCCGCGAGGUUGGACGUGCACGGAUCCACCGGACCUUGAUAAUGGUUAUGCCUAUGUAGAGCACGAUAAUCUCCUACGGGCGGUACGGCAGAAAAACCAAGUCCUCGCGCAGAAGCUCUCGGAGUCGAACAAACAACACCUAGCAGAUUCAGAAAAGAUCCACCGCCUGAACCAGCUCUUCCAUCAAGCGCGCGACGACGCUUCUACACGCGAGAGGAGCCACCGCAGAGAAUUGGGCGACCUAUACCACAGACUAAACUCGAUCCAAAUGACGCAGGACAGGGUAUCCGAUGACCAGAUCCUCGAGCAAAUGCACCGCCUGCACCAGAAAUUGGACAACUGGAUCAAAACCUGCUUCAAGGACCAAGACAAGUUGGCUGCUGCACUCGAGCCCACGGCUGAUGGCUUUCCGCGAACCAGACCGCAACGCCAUGCAUGGGUUCAGUCCUGCAUUUCUGGCUGGAUCCAUCAGUCCGUCUUUGCGCCGUAUCUGCCUGGCCUCCCUGGAGACCACUUUGAUUGGUUUUGUGGGAAUGUCGAGGUUGGUGUUCAGGAAAGCUGCCCCGAAGCGACACUUCAGACAUGGAGAGUCGCAACAAGCUCUGCCAUUGAAUAUCUCGGAGAGAAUAACCGCAACGAGACGAUUGACAAUAUCCUGGCGGUGGUUGAAUGCCAUUUCGGUAGUGCUUCGUCUCUGGAACCGGAAUCACGAAACCAACGACUGCGUGAGAUACUGGAAAGGUGCGCGGUCUUCAAGUACACCCUGAGUCGGCAACCGGAUAGAUUUUCCUUUGAUUGGUGUCAGGCAGGUGAUUUGUUUGCUGCGGACUCAAUGACGGCCGUGAGUGGUGACGGGGAAGAGGUGAGGCUGUGCCUCUGGCCGGGUCUUCUGAAGCGGACGAUUAGUGGGGAUGAAGAGAUUCUAGAGCGUCAGUUGGUGUGGACUAUGAAGGAACCUGAAUACUAAUUGUAUUUGGUGAAUUAUGUAAGCUCGACGCUUUCUCUCUCUUGUCAAUAAUUUUGUGCGACUUUACAAAACACUACUGACUUGGACAUCCGAUUUGAGCUGAUGAAGGGUAG